Messenger RNA from Mytilus trossulus (common blue mussel), 1284 nucleotides. Its product is annotated as neuronal acetylcholine receptor subunit beta-4-like. NCBI's taxonomy places the organism in Eukaryota, Metazoa, Mollusca, Bivalvia, Mytilida, Mytilidae. Gene Ontology annotation, biological process: chemical synaptic transmission; regulation of membrane potential; monoatomic ion transmembrane transport. The transcript has a single exon. The coding region runs from base 1 to 1284 and encodes 427 amino acids. Gene Ontology annotation, cellular component: neuron projection; synapse; plasma membrane. The record is from RefSeq and is a predicted model, not a curated record. Gene Ontology annotation, molecular function: transmitter-gated monoatomic ion channel activity involved in regulation of postsynaptic membrane potential; excitatory extracellular ligand-gated monoatomic ion channel activity; transmembrane signaling receptor activity.
AUGGUUGCAAAAUUAAUUGUUUUCCUCCAAAUCUUCACAUAUUUUGGAUUAGCGGGAUCAAAAGACUUGGGUGAACUGAAGGACUUGUUAUACUUGUCACAUUAUGGUCCUGACAAUCCGUACGACUCAAGGAUAUUUCCAUGCCACUUUGAGUACUGUCUUGUUGGAGUAGAACUAAGUUUCCAACCGAAGUCGAUCACAGGAUUUGUUAUGGAGACUGGGAUUCUAUCGCUGACUGGUAAAAUAUCUUUAUCAUGGGUUGAUCAAAACAUCGGAGAAUGGAUGAUUGGUUCCGAGCAUAGCAGCAUUACGGAAAUGAUUUUACCGGAAGAUUAUCUAUGGCUUCCUACAAUAACUGUUUACAAUACGGUGAAGGAAUUCAAAAUGAUAAGUGAUCCAAGUCAUAAAGUACGAAUUUUGCCUAUAGCAGGUACCGGAACUCAGUCCCCAAUUGAAUGGGUGACAACCCUUAUAACAGAUAUACCAUGCGUUAUAAAUGCUAAAUAUUAUCCGUUUGAUGAACAGACAUGCGAAAUAGUUUUCACACCAUGGGGUUAUAACGUUUCGGAAGUAUAUCUUUACACAGCAGAUGACGUGUUGAAUACCGCUCAAUACGAAGUAAACGAAGAAUGGACUAUGCAAGCUGGAGCUGCAUCUAACUAUUCUGUUGAUGGAAUUUCGUACCUUAAAUAUGAGUUUAAACUUAAAAGGAAAUAUUUAUGGUUCUUUAUAAAUAUGGUAGCACCAAUCAUUCUACUAAGUAUGUUGACAGCUUUUGUCAACAUGAUUCCUGUUGAUUGUGGCGAAAGACUGACAUUUCUUCUGACCAUAUUUCUUGGACUUGCUUUUUAUAUGGACAUGGUGCAAAGAACAAUACCGCGAACAUCAAAUCCAAUGCCUUUUAUUUCAUUCUAUCUAACAGGUAUGGUUUACCUCAAUUCGUUUGCUAUCAUAAUCAACAUCUUCCUUAUGAGGAUUUACAACAAGGACCCCGAUUCAACUGUUCCCGUGGCCGUUCGAUGUUUCAUUGCAACACUAACUUGGCGAUGGUGCUGUCCCAAAAAAGUCAAACCGGAUCCGGAUGCUAUCCAGCCAAUCGAAACGGACAAGGAACACACCAGUCCAGUAGAAACAAUCACUCUAGCACCUAUGGAGAGAAUAGACUGGCGAACAACAGGAAUAGCAUUAGACAUUCUUUUCUUCUACGUGUUUACUUUUAUGCAUGUUCUUUGUUCAAUACUUUUUCUAGUGCCACUUUCGCAAGGGGCAAUUUACAAUAUUUAG